Vitis vinifera (wine grape) is the source of this 1749-nucleotide messenger RNA. Its product is annotated as cysteine synthase. The transcript has 13 exons. The coding region runs from base 544 to 1515 and encodes 323 amino acids. Gene Ontology annotation, molecular function: cysteine synthase activity. Gene Ontology annotation, cellular component: cytoplasm. The record is from RefSeq and is a predicted model, not a curated record. NCBI's taxonomy places the organism in Eukaryota, Viridiplantae, Streptophyta, Magnoliopsida, Vitales, Vitaceae.
CAUUUUGUGGAAAAACAAGAAUUCAAAUAAGCAAAUUGAGAUUCCUUUCUGAACUACAAAACAAAUAAAUAAAUGGGACCCGUCAAGAGGGGGUUGCAAAUCUUUUUCUGAAAAAUGUUUUGGCAUUAUAAGCUGUAAGAGCUGGUUUGAACUGAAACUGCUAGUUCUAGCUGAUCUCUUUGAAGAAUCUUCAUUAUUGAGGUGCUAGCAAAGUUGGGUAGUCUGCUCUUUGAUCUUGGGGAAAUGAUUGCUAUAUUAAUGAUUAACCCUUUUAGUGAUUCCGGUGUUUGAUCUUUUGGUGAUUUCUUGAAAGUUUUUCAUCAGUGGAGUGUUUGCAAAGUUGGGUACUUCAAAUUUCAGUGGUUGCGCUUAAUUCUUGAUUGGGGUUUGUGUAUGAUUGUUGAUUUCAGGAAGAUGUCUGCUUGUAAUUUUUUUGGCUAGUUUUCUUUCUAAGGCCUGUUCUUUGGACUGUUGGUAAUUUGGUUGAAAAAUCUUCUGCUGGUAGAAUGUUUCCACAGAUUGCAGUUCUUCUAAAAGGACAUUAUGGAGGACAAGUCUGCAAUUGCAAAAGACAUUACUGAAUUAAUCGGCAAGACCCCUAUGGUAUACCUCAAUAAGAUUGUGGAUGGAUGUGUAGCCCGUAUUGCUGCUAAGCUGGAGAUGAUGGAACCCUGCUCCAGUGUUAAAGACAGGAUUGGGUAUAGCAUGAUCAAGGAUGCUGAAGAUAAGGGCCUGAUUACACCAGGAAAGACUGUCCUCAUAGAGCCUACUAGUGGUAAUACUGGCAUAGGGCUGGCAUUCAUUGCUGCAGUUAAGGGUUACAAGCUUGUUAUUGUCAUGCCAGCUUCAUUUAGUCUUGAGAGAAGAAUCAUUCUUCGAGCUUUUGGAGCUGAGUUGAUCAUCACAGAUCCUGCCAAAGGAUUUAAGGAGCAACUUCGGAGAAUUGAGGAACUAUUGAAAAAGAUACCAAAUGGUUAUGUUCUUCAGCAAUUUGAAAAUCCUGCUAAUCCUCGGAUUCAUUAUGAAACCACUGGACCAGAGAUAUGGGAAGGAUCUGGAGGGAAAGUAGAUGCCCUUGUCUCUGGAAUAGGGACUGGGGGUACAGCAUCUGGUGCGGGGAAGUUCCUCAAGGAGAAAAAUCCUGAGAUUAAGGUAUAUGGUGUAGAGCCAGUGGAAAGUGCAGUUUUGAGUGGUGGAGAGCAUGCCCCGCAUAAGAUCCAAGGAAUUGGUGCUGGUUUCAUCCCCGCUGUUUUGAAUGUCAGCAUACUCGAUGAAGUUAUUCAAAUAUCAAGUGAUGAAGCCAUUGACACUGCCAGGGCUCUUGCUUUGAAGGAAGGUUUGCUGGUAGGCAUAUCAUCUGGUGCUGCUGCUGCUGCUGCAAUAAAGAUAGCAAAGAGAGCAGAAAAUGCUGGAAAACUCAUUGUUGUGGUUUUCCCCAGCUUUGGAGAGCGUUAUCUGUCUACCGCACUGUUUGAUUCUCUGAGGCAUGAAGCAGAAAACAUGGUCUUUGAGUGAGGAGAGCUGAAACAGUGGUGAUGCCAAACCCAAUAGCAACUAUGCAUCCAACCCAAAGAUGAAGCACAAUCAUAAGAAGAUCUACAUAUUUGGUGAUUUAUUUCAUUUCUGUUUGUUCAUAUUUUGCUAAUUGUGAUGAUAAUUCCAUUUGUGAGCACUGGAAUGAAUGUGGAAGUUUGUGUUACAAGAAUUCAUCUCACCAAAAUGGAAAAAGGAAAAGAUUAGCACACAAAA